AUGUUCUUCGCUCAGAUUGAGGUAGAAACAGUUGAUAGAACUGGAACAUUCUUGGGCACAUUAUGGGAGUCAAGAUCCAAUGUGGCAGUGAUACUAUUAGAAGCUGGAUUGGCUAGAACGCAAACUUCCUUUGGUGCUGAUAGAUUGCAGGAUGCUCACCUCCUCAUGCAAGCUGAACAGGCUGCCAAAAGGCAGAAACUGAAGAUAUGGGAGAACUAUGUCGAGGGAGAGGUAGUUUCAAAUGGUGCUGUUGCUGAAAGACGUCAAAAAGAAGAGGUGAAGGUCACGGUCACUGAAGUUUUGGGAGGGGGAAAAUUUUAUGUUCAGUCGGUCACAGAUCAGAAAGUCGCCACCCUUCAGAGGCAGCUUGCUUCUCUCAACCUUCAGGAAGCUCCUGUAAUUGGUGCCUUCAAUCCAAAGAAAGGAGAUCUUGUUCUUGCUCAAUUCAGUGCAGAUAAUUCAUGGAACCGAGCAAUGGUGAAAUUCCAACCAUCCUCUUUCUUGUAUUAUAUUUUGAUACAUGUAGUUUUCCAACGUGAAGGUUCAUAGGUCACUGAUCUCUUU
Messenger RNA from Nicotiana tabacum (common tobacco), 564 nucleotides. NCBI's taxonomy places the organism in Eukaryota, Viridiplantae, Streptophyta, Magnoliopsida, Solanales, Solanaceae. The record is from RefSeq and is a predicted model, not a curated record.